ACUCAAAUUGGUAUCGGGAGCAGUGUGUACAUUCUUGAGCGUAACAAGCCUCCAACCAGAGGGUGUGACACCACACACCGCAUUUACCUAGCAUCAGGUAUGUACAAACUAUAUGGACGGUACUUUGCUGCCCUGUUGUUGGUUCUCAGUUCAUACUUAGUUAUUGUGUUGCUUAGUACAAAUCAACAUUUGGCGAUCUCUGUACGAAGUGCUCAUGAAUUGGAGACUGUUUUAUCUCUUACAUCAAUAGCUAUCGACGGAAAUUACACCCCUACUGAGCAGCAUUUGACAAAUACACAAUUGAGCUUCCAUUCUAAAGAGUAUCCAAAACCAACUGUUUUUAAUAAUUCAUUAUCUUCGUUUGCAAGUCAUUUUCCUCGUAUUAUGAUUAUCGGGUUUGGUAAAGCUGGUACAAAAACAUUAUAUGAGUUCUUAAAAUACCACCCCCAACUGUCUGGUCCUGAAACGGAGAUGAGAUUUUUUUCUAGGCACUACGAUCAAGGAUUAGAGAGCUAUUUGAGCUCUUUACCUCCACCAUCCCAUAACGGUUUUGUUAUCGAAAAAAGUCCUGAUUAUGUUAUCGUACCUGAGGCUGCAGGAAGGAUUAUUGCAAGUGCUGAUUCUCUGGGAAUUCCUGUCUCUAAGCUCAAGUUUGUAGUGAUGCUACGUAAUCCAAUUGACAGAGCAAUGUCAGAGUAUUUGGAAUGGAAAGUACAGCGGUACUUACGUCGAGAAUCUGUACUCCCAGGAUUUGAUACGUUGGUCACACUAGAAACUGGUGAACUUAACUUGAACAUAAAAUUUAUUAAUACAAGCUGUUAUGCUUAUCAUCUUCGGCGCUGGUUGAAGCAUUUCAGAGCAAAGCAGAUGUGUUAUGCUGACGGUGGUGCCUUCAUUUCAAAUCCGUACCAAGUAAUUCAAAAACUCGAAUCCUGUCUAAAUCUUAAUCCUUACUUCACAGAGGAUAAUUUUGUACUCAAUCAUAAACGAGGAUUUUAUUGCUUUCAAGACCAGUCUUUCAACAGCCAUCUGCAUUGUAUGGGGGAAAGCAAAGGAAGGCCCCAUCCACCCAUCAAAAAAGUAGUACGUGAUAGACUGGUUGAGUAUUUCUCGGAGUGGGAUGAAGCACUGAAAAACAUGACGGGAAUAAACUGAUCCAAAGUCGUGGGUAAAUGAUUUGCUUAGUUACAACAUAAUUUACAGUGGACACUACAGGCGCUGGACAUUAUUUCAGGUAUUUAUAUUUUUACCCUGUUGAUGUUAUCAAAAUAUAAGUUUUGUAUGGCCUGCAUGCUAGAUCUAUACUUGUACACCUGGGCAAUUAUAAUGUCUAUAAUCGUA
Halichondria panicea is the source of this 1341-nucleotide messenger RNA. RefSeq names its product heparan sulfate glucosamine 3-O-sulfotransferase 1-like. Bases 100 to 1155 code for a protein of 351 amino acids. The transcript is spliced from 2 exons. NCBI's taxonomy places the organism in Eukaryota, Metazoa, Porifera, Demospongiae, Suberitida, Halichondriidae. The record is from RefSeq and is a predicted model, not a curated record. Gene Ontology annotation, molecular function: sulfotransferase activity.